This is a messenger RNA of Clonostachys solani, 2853 nucleotides long. The record is from the annotation of a GenBank genome assembly. Lineage: Eukaryota; Fungi; Ascomycota; Sordariomycetes; Hypocreales; Bionectriaceae.
AUGGAGGCCUUUCGAAGAUCCAAGGGUAUUCACAAGGUUGAGGAUAACAAGGCGGCACCGUCAAGGGGGUCGUCCGCUGCAUUGAGCGGCUGGACUACGCUUGAGGAGCGGUCGGGAGCGAGAUAUGACAGACGCUCCUCCGGAAAGCGAGAGGACACAGACGAACUCAGUGACGAAUUGUCCGACCAGCGAUCGAGCCAAGCCCCGGCAUCCAAAGAACUCGAUCCAGUAUAUAACGAUCUCGAUUCAGCAUAUAACUCUGUAUACGGCAUCGAUUCGGCAUCGACGUAUGGCCACAGGGAUGAGACCCUCGCCGAGAAUCUGUCCGAAACGCCAGAGGCCUCAGCGUCUCCUACACAUGCACCUAAGAAAGACAGGCAGAAACAGCCAAAGCAGAGAGCAAAGAAGCGUUCUAAGAAGGAUUCUGAGCUUGGUGUCAAACGCCUAAAGCCAAAAGAUCUCAGGCUCACGCCGAUCGAAGAAGAAGAAGAAGAAGGCAUCAAGGUGCCACACCUGUCGUACGGGCUCGAUAAAGUUCUCUUCAACAGCGGUGUCCAUCAGAUGCAAGACCAGCGGUCGAAAGUAUAUAAUUUCGACCCCUACCUCACCUCAAUCAUGCCGAUUGACCAGUUUGAUUUUGACGCUCUUAAAGCCUACAUCACUUCGUCCAAAGAUUCGAAGCUGCGGGCCAUCAGCGCCAAGCACGGAAAGAAAUAUUGUGGUUCUACUUCUAGCAUGACAGCUCUAUUGUCCCAUUUCCAUUUUCUUGUCUCGCAAUGGCGUGAGCCAAACUAUGAUCAUUUGUCCAAGGGCAUCAAGAUCGAGUCGCGCAAUUUCACACUCCUAAGUCGUGCGCCGGCUGCAGCGUACGCCAGACUCAAGGACGGUGUUUAUGCGAUCGAUGCCGACAAGGAAUUUGACAGGGAAAAUGUUCUCAGUAUGUUGGGUAAGUCGAUGGAAAAGCUUCUCACACUUCCCAAAGAAGAUUACGAGAAAUAUCGAAUCAGUCGUUCGCAUCUCCUUACCGAGGAAGAACGGAAUGCCGACGAAGCUUUUCAUUACACCACCUUGGGUGAUUUCAUGAUGCGUUCCCAGCUCGACGCUUAUGAUCCUCGCCUGCCUGGCACUGGCGUUUUUGACCUCAAGACUAGGGCUGUUCUUACAAUUCGAAUGGAUGUCCAUGACUAUGAGAAGCGAAGAGGUUAUGAACUCACCCAGCGAUUUGGCCAAUUUGCCUCAUUCGAGAGAGAAUACCAUGAUCUGAUCCGAGCGGCGUUUCUCAAGUACUCUCUCCAGGUUCGAAUGGGCAGAAUGGAUGGUAUUUUUGUUGCAUUCCACAACACCCAACGUAUCUUUGGGUUUCAGUAUAUUCCCUUGGAGGAAAUGGAUCAUGCACUCCACGGCACUGAAAGGCGGGAGCUUGGAGACCAGGAAUUCAAGGCCAGCUUGAAGAUCCUAAACGACCUGCUUGACCGUGCCACCAAGAAGUUUCCUGGCCGCAGCUUGCGUCUUGUCGCUGAAGCUCGCCAGGGCAAAGUUCCCUUCAUGUACUUCUUUGCUGAACCAGUCUCGGAUGAGGAAAUGAAGGAGUCCGACGAAGCUUCGACGGAGUCGACGAUGAAACUUGCGGAGGAAAUCAUUGACCAAAGUCAGAGAGAGCGUGAAGUAUUGGAGUUGACUCAGCAGGAGCAGGAGCUGGAGCAAGAACAGGAAGCGGAAUCGGCGGUUGAUGAUUCCGAGAAACCUAUUGAUGAAGGGGUUGUAAAAGUGGACGAUGCUUGGCGGGCUCUGAUGGCGAAGGUGGAAGAGACGAUCGAGAACGAAUCACUCGGAAAGGGUUUUAUCAAAGAAUCACUACACGAUGCCCUCGAGGAAGUCGAUUUUUUAAGUGACAGCACUGCAAAGGAGUAUGAGCAGGAUCUGGAUGCAUUGGUGGAGUCUUUGGCCGAUGCAUUCAUCAUGCCGGGAGAAACCCGGGAGGCAUCGGAAACGAACGCUGUUGAUGAAGACUCGAACUCGAACAACGGAUCGCCGAGUGUUGAGACAGACCCUAAGCAUGAUAGCCCUCCUUCGGAGCCAACCGUUGAGGUAGCGUCUGAGGCUGAUGCGCCCACCGCACCCGUCGGCGAAACAUCCAAAUCCGAUACCUUGAGGGACUUGAUUAUCCAAGUCACAAAAGGUAUCGAGGAUAAGAAAGUUGAGGAAUUGGGUAAAUUCGAGCGUAUGCUAGCGGAACUCGCUGCGAAGACAAAGCAGGCAUCCACCAAGCCUGAUGAUAACGCGACGGACGAAAGAGAGUCGUCUACUCAACCUCCCGUGGUUACUGCGCCCAGCAGUAUUGAUGAGCCAGAGGGCGAUGAGGCUCCUCAGCCCCCCGUGGAUACUGCGCCAAGCAGUGUUGAUGAGCCAGCGGGCGAUGAGGCUCCUCAGCCAAUGGAAGAGGGAACUCCGCCUUCAGACGAGCUAGAGUUUAAGUAUACGCCCCCGAAAGACAUUCUUGGAAUGUUUGUUACCGUUCGCAACCAUCAAAAUGGUCGACCGGUAGAUCGCCCUGAGCUUGGCAGCGAGAAGAAGUUUUCCUGGGUUGUCGAAUAUAGUAUCCAGGAACUCGAAGAUUCAGAGGCAAGAAGGAUAUAUGCUCAAUCCAGAAAACGCCGGUUCGACCAGUUCGACAGCAUCAGGAGGAAGAAGGAAUCAGGCUACCAGCAGCAUUUUCAGUCGAUGAUGCUUCAGCUGUCGGCAGCGGGUGCUAAAUUCCGCCGGGCUUUUGAAAACGAACAAAAAGGAAAAGACCUUCUCGUUGCCUGGGAUAAGAAGCCACUUCCCAAGGAAGAGGAAACCUCGAAGAGAUAA